This is a messenger RNA of Saccoglossus kowalevskii, 2168 nucleotides long. Its product is annotated as AP-2 complex subunit alpha-2-like. Gene Ontology annotation, cellular component: AP-2 adaptor complex; membrane coat. The record is from RefSeq and is a predicted model, not a curated record. NCBI's taxonomy places the organism in Eukaryota, Metazoa, Hemichordata, Enteropneusta, Harrimaniidae. Gene Ontology annotation, biological process: intracellular protein transport; clathrin-dependent endocytosis. Gene Ontology annotation, molecular function: clathrin-cargo adaptor activity.
GUGUGGUAUCGUGUAAUACAAAUAGUUAUCAAUAGGGAUGAUGUACAGGGCUAUGCUGCUAAGACAGUGUUUGAGUCCUUGCAAGCACCAGCAUGUCAUGAAAACAUGGUUAAAGUUGGCGGCUAUAUUCUAGGAGAAUUUGGUAAUUUGAUUGCUGGUGAUCCAAGAUCGAGCCCUCAAGUUCAAUUCAACCUACUGCAUUCUAAGUUUCAUCUAUGCAGUAUCACAACAAGAGGAUUACUUCUCUCAUCCUAUGUAAAGUUCAUCAAUCUAUUCCAUGAGAUGAAGGUGGUGAUACAGGAGAUAGGGGUGAAGUCUGAGUUCCGUCAGUCCCUUGGCAGAUUAGGACUAUUCUAUGGUAAUAAGACGAGUUACCAAUUCAUGAAUUUCAUGCCAGUACUUUCAUCACCAGGAAAUCUAAAAUCAGAUAUCCUUUUAUUAAUGAUGUUCAGUCUAAUACCUGUAGAUUCUACAGUUGAUGCUGGAGCUCAAGUUCAACAACUUAUAAAUGUGGAGUGUAACACUUCCUUUGAUGAAGCACCCAUUCUGAUUGUUAAUUUCACCGUACUGAAGGGACCUAAUUCAUCGGGACAAUGCAGAUGGUAUUGUAGUAUCCCACAGAGUAUCAGCCUAAAACUGCCUGUCAUGGUCAAUAAAUUUUUUGAACAAACUGAAAUGGGUUCACAAAUUUUCUUCUCAAGGUGGAAACUACUCAGCAACCCUGCACAAGAAGAACAGAAAAUAUUUAAAGCGCAGUUUCCAAUUGACAAAGAAGUAAAUAAAGCGAAGAUAAUUGGCUUUGGUUUAAGUUCGUUAGAAGGCGUUGAUCCUAAUCCUGAUAAUUACGUUGGUGCUGGUGUUAUUCACACAAAAGCCAUGCAAAUAGGAUGUCUAAUGAGACUGGAACCCAACCUACAAGCACAGAUGUAUCGCCUUACGCUGAGGACCAGUAAAGAAUCUGUCUCUAAACGACUGUGCGAAUUGCUAAGCGUCCAGUUUUAAAAUCAGACAAAUAUUGAAUGUACAGUAGAAGGUUAAAGGUCAUACUUACAGCCACUGACUUUUGUCUGCUGAAAAAAACUUGAUAGUUUGUACGACAAGAUACAAAUCAUUGUGCAGGAUUAAUAUCUUUACUAUUGAGUAAUUCGUUUUAGAAAAUAGACGUCACUGGUCAGUUUUUUCUGCCUUGCAUUCCCACUUUACAAGUCUGUGUAAUAACACUCCCAGAACAAAUUAAAAACAUAUGAUGCAUUAAUAAAGUGAUGCUAUUUUACGUGAACAAAUAUGCUAUAUUAAAAAGUAGAUAUUCUGCCCUCACUUUUCUGCUACUGUAAAAGGGUUAAUUAUUCACUGGGUUUUAAUUUUGUUUAUUGCGCUGAAUAUGUAAAAUUUAGCAUAGAACGCAUUAUCUAAAUGAUUAGAUCGUGAAUUUAAAACCCACUGAAUAUGCCUGAAAUGGUAAACCCAGAGAAAAUUAGUCAUUUUACAGUAAUUUAAUUUGAGAAUACGGAAGGGUCAUAUCCCUUAAACAACCAUACCUGCAAUGUAAAUGGCCUUCAAGGACAAAGUCUCCUAUUAAACUGAGCAAGUGUCUAAUAUUUACAAAACUUCAUUUAGGAGAGGUGUCGUUUAAAUUUUUAUUCUGCAUUUAAUUUUGUAUUACCCACCCACAACAUUUAUAUUGGUUUGAGGAUGGUACCUUGCAAAGUAGGAAUGCAACUUUAAAAUAAAUGUGUGUUUUUAUGUCAAUUAUGGUGGCGCUUGGAAUUGAUUAGUGUCCGGGAUUAGUCUCGCAUCUAUAUCAUGCAGUUUUGUUAUUUUAAUUUCUCUUUAUCACUUUCGUGAUGACUGACUACUGUACCACCCUUAGGAAAUCAUUGUUGAAAUUUGGUGAUCUUUUUUUAAGUUAGAUAGUAAAAAAAUUGUUACCCAUGAACGCACAUUUAUUGCUUGAUGAGCAAUUGAUGUAGCAACAUGCAUACGAAGCUUGUUUACUUUGUUUACUUUAGAUUUAUGCAUCAAUAUGUACAUUAUGUAGUUUGUUCUGUUAUUUAAAAACGUUCGCUUCGCUCACAGAAGGAUCACUUCCUUAAAAUGCUUCUCCAAGAAAAAAAACUUAUCACUUAAUAAAUUUAACUAAACAUUGUACACCAAGGUCACUGAAGCCA